Messenger RNA from Leptidea sinapis, 2959 nucleotides. RefSeq names its product peroxisomal biogenesis factor 3 (gene Pex3). Gene Ontology annotation, cellular component: peroxisomal membrane. The coding region runs from base 475 to 1596 and encodes 373 amino acids. The record is from RefSeq and is a predicted model, not a curated record. Gene Ontology annotation, molecular function: protein-macromolecule adaptor activity. The transcript is spliced from 2 exons. Gene Ontology annotation, biological process: protein import into peroxisome membrane. NCBI's taxonomy places the organism in Eukaryota, Metazoa, Arthropoda, Insecta, Lepidoptera, Pieridae.
CGUAAUACCUACCGAAUACGAUUUGUUUUUGUAAUUUCAAUUUGUGGUAUAUCUAAAAUAAUAUGAUGUAAAAAUAAAGUAAAUAAUAAAAUUUUACAUUUACUAGAUAUUUAUUAAAUAUCUCUCCAAUCAACAAGAAAUCCAGAUUGAAUAACAAAUAGUGCAAAUUGAUUAUGAGCGAAACUGAGACUGUAGAUCCACAAUUGCAAAAUUUCAUCCUGUCUGAAACGCAAAAGCAGAGGUUUCAGGUUCUUGUACACAGUCUCACAGAUACAUGUUGGGACACAUGUAUGGGUAGGCCUUCAACUCGGUUGGACUCCAAAACUGAAGUAUGCCUUGUGAAUUGUGUUGAGAGAUUCAUAGAUGCCACUACUUUCAUAACGAAACGUCUCAUGAACACAACAAAAUACCGUUCUGAUUCACCUCUUGAGUUUGAGUAAAUUUUAUUAUUUAGUUUAGUAUAACACUUGCAAUAUGUUUUCUAGAAUUGGAAACUUUUUACAAAGGCACAGGAGAAAGUUCCUAGUGACGGGCGCAGUACUAGGAUCAGUGUACUUCGUUAUGACAUAUGCUCAAAAAAAAUUGAGAGAGUUGCAAGAGAAGGAGACUAAGAAGUUUUUUGAAAUGACAAGAAAGAAACAACAUUUUGAAACCACCGAGCGCACAUGCAAUCAAACAAUACUAUCACUCUCAAAAAUAGUCUCCGACAACAUUUUGACCAUUUUGAAUACAGAAGAGAUAAUUCAAAAGCUAGCAGAGAAUCCAGAAAAUAAAUUAGCACUUUGGGAUCAAUUGAAAGUAAUGAUUUUUACAAGAAUAAGUGUAUUGGUGUAUGCACUUUCAAUAUUACAAGUCACAUUACGUGUACAACUUAAUAUUAUCGGUGGGUACCUGUAUAGGGACUCGGUUCAUGAAGAUGCACAUUUUGUUGACAGUGAUUUACAAACUAAGUAUUUAUCUUUAUGCCAUCAUUUCAUUGGACCAGGUAUUGAGGACUUGGUGAGGCAAAUUGAAAAAACUGUAAAGAGAGUUGUUGAACCAAUAUCACUAAAAAACAAAAUCACAUUGCAAGAAGUGGAGCAAGUAUUUUGGUCCAUUCAAACAAUAUUAUGUACUGAUACAAGUGCAGGUGAUCCAGUGAAGAAACUGGUACAUUAUUUAGUUGAUCAUGCAGAUGUGAGAAUUGAAGCCAAGUUUGAUACAGUAGUCAAUGAAACGAUGGAUCUUUUGGAAAGUCAUGAGGUAACGUCUGUUACAACAUCCAUAGUAAGUCGAAGCUUCUCUAGCGUUGUUGAUGAAAUUGCAAAUUUAUUUGUGUCAAAAUGGGAUCCACCAUCUAAAAAACAUUUGGAGAUCUCUGAGGAUCAUGUGGUCACGAAAUUAGCUUUAAAAUUAGAUCGCAGUAAUCAGUUUGAAGAUGUUAACAAAAUUGAAAUGCACUUUAUCAAAUUAUUGCCAGCAAUUAAUGACUUGAUUACUAAAAAUACUUGUGAGAGCAACACAAACAUUCCAGAUUUAUUAACACAACAACUGACUUUGAAUGAGAAAUUGAAACUGUUAGGUGCAAAUAUUUAUGAAGUGUUUAGCGAUGCAUAGGUUCUGCUUAACUAUUGAGGUAAACAUUUAUUGUCUUAUGAAUCUGAGCUGUCUAAUCAUGGUUAUACAAAGUGGCUAUAAUGGUGACAGUAAAUGAAGGGGUUGAGCUAUCUAACCUUUUGGUUAAACAAAAUAAUUCUUAAAUUUUGAGCAGAUAAUUGGAAUUUUCAAAUAAACAAAUUAUAUAUCUUAAUAUUAUUAUAUAAAAUCCUAAUGUUCGUACGUAUGUCCACGGUUUUCUCUAUCAUCCGCAACUCGAUCAAAUUCCCAUUGGGAUGGUAAAAUACCACUCGGUCCCCUGGUGUGCAUAAGGGAGUUUGAUCGGGAUGGGUGGAAGUUGGUGGUUUUGGGUGGCAAAAAUGUGAAAUAAUUUUAACAUCUGUCCUUCCCUAACUAAUGUAAACUUCUAUAAAAUUCUGAAAAUCUCAGGAAUGAUCUAGAAAGUUCCAGAAUGUGUGCAACUGAUGUAACAAUCUGUAAAGGCUUUCUGUAGAAAGUUCUAAGACUUUCUGGAAUGAUCUAAGAAGAUCCAAAAUAUGUACAAUGGAUGAACUUGAUGCUCCAAAAUUUGUGCAACUGAUAAAAUUUAUCCGAAAUGGUCUAGAAAAUUCUAAAAAUUUCUGAAAUGAUCUAGAAAGUUCUAAAAUGGUUUCAAUUGUUCAAAUUGAUCCAGGAUGUAUUAGAAAGCUUCUGGAAAGAUCUAGAAAGUUCCAAAAUAUCUGCAACUGUUAAAAUCGAUCCAAAAUAAUCUGAGACAUUCUAAAAUGAUUAAUUUGAUACACUUGUUAAGUGGUCAAAUAAGUAGGUAAAUUUUAUUAUCUAAGAUAGACAUCUAUGAUUUAGAAAAUGGACCCUUAAAUAUUUCGUAUAUCAUUAAACAUGUGAUGUAAUUUAAACCUAGCAACGCCAGGUUUAUCUGCUAGUUUAGGAUAUGAAACAUUAAUCACCCUUAAGUAGUAAGUGCCUUGCUAGCACUCGGCUACUAGAUUACUUAUAGGUUGUUCCAAAAUGAUAUAAUGGAAAAUUGAUUUAUUAAGGUGAAUUACUAUGUAUUUUUUCUACCUGUGUGUUUAUUUAAUGUUGCCAUUGAAGCUACACUCUGUAUAGCUAUAGCGAUGAAUGAGAGUACAUUCUAACUUGGGAAAGAAUACUUUAGAAUUAUUUUGACUGUAAGAAUUAAGAUCAGAGUGACAUUGUGUAAGACAUAUAAAUAGUCUUAAGUAAGGUUAUAACUUGAUUGUGUAGUGGAUCUGUAAUUUGGAAUUUGAUAAUAAUUAUGUUUAGUUUUUUAACUUGCGAACAUUAGUUCAUGUUUGUUUAAAUUGUUUUUCAUUGUGGGGUAAUAUUAAAUCUCUUCAAAUAG